AUGAGUGACACCGAGAAGAAUAUUUCUGGCGAGAAGGUCGAUACAGUGGUGUCUUUCACAGAGGCUGACAUUGGUACGAACCAUUUGAUCACGACGAUCACAUCUGUGCAUGGCCAUGAGGUCCAGCUUACGGGAGAUGUUGAUGACGCCAUGAGGCUUGCACUCAAGUCGAAGGGUAUCACCAUUGAUAAAGCGACCGACCAGAGAAUCUUGAGGAAGAUUGACAUGUACAUGCUACCCCUGUGUUGCUUUUUGUAUGCAUGUCAGUUCAUGGACAAAACCACCAAUUCGCUCGCGUCUAUCAUGGGACUUCGUACCGACUUGAAUAUGGUUGGUGACCAAUACUCAUGGACGGGUACCUCAUUUUAUCUUGAACCGCCUCUGUUUUCAUUAUUUUCUGGGGAAUCAUUCUAUGUCUGCAUGCCACCCCAAACUAUGCCGGUUUCAUAUUUUUGCGGACCGUUCUCGGUAUGUUAG
This is a messenger RNA of Kuraishia capsulata CBS 1993, 477 nucleotides long. RefSeq lists its product as uncharacterized. Gene Ontology annotation, cellular component: membrane. Gene Ontology annotation, molecular function: transmembrane transporter activity. The record is from RefSeq and is a predicted model, not a curated record. Bases 1 to 477 code for a protein of 158 amino acids. NCBI's taxonomy places the organism in Eukaryota, Fungi, Ascomycota, Pichiomycetes, Pichiales, Pichiaceae. The transcript has 2 exons.